Messenger RNA from Branchiostoma belcheri (Belcher's lancelet), 7667 nucleotides. Its product is annotated as sortilin-related receptor-like. Gene Ontology annotation, biological process: post-Golgi vesicle-mediated transport. Bases 16 to 6591 code for a protein of 2191 amino acids. Gene Ontology annotation, cellular component: membrane; Golgi apparatus. The record is from RefSeq and is a predicted model, not a curated record. Gene Ontology annotation, molecular function: protein binding. The transcript is spliced from 44 exons. NCBI's taxonomy places the organism in Eukaryota, Metazoa, Chordata, Leptocardii, Amphioxiformes, Branchiostomatidae.
CUCACAACAUCCAAGAUGGCGGUCGUGUGGAAGUUUCUGUUUGUGUAUGUUGUAAUUUUUGUACAGUUUUCAAGUAGUCUGAGGCCAGGAAUCACGUCCAAAAACUUGCACCUGCCGCGAAGGAUAUGGCAGGAUGCGCAGGACAAGGGUUUCUACCGGAUCGACAGCGGGGACUUUCCGGUAGACGAUGCUGACGGUGUCGACUCCGGCCGCGGUCGUGUCAAACGUGAUCACACGUCGCCGCUGCCACAAGUCACCAGGUUUGCCCUAAAUGACAGUCACCACCAGUUGGUCAUCCACUGGGCUGGGGAGGGGAGUGACCUGAUCGUGGCCCUGGCCAGAGAGCCCCACGCCACUGCCCAGUCCACCAGUAACGUCUACAUCUCCCGAGACUACGGCAAGACCUUCACGGAGAAACAACAGCAGUACAUGAGGCUGGAGAACAACUCGGCCUCCAUCAUAGACAACUUCUACCACAGCCCAGCAGAUAUCAACAGGUACAUCUUCACGGACGUGGUUCACCGGCGGAUCUGGCGUACGACAAACGGCGGCGUGAGUUUCUCCAUGGGCUACGUCCCGUUUGUGCCCACCAGCCUCCUCAUGCACGAGUCUGACAACAACCUGGUACUGGGCAUGGACGAGAACGAUCACCGCAGGAGGUUGUGGAUCUCCAGGAAUUUUGGCCGAGGCUGGGCAGUCAUGCAAGAGGAUGUCAAGUCCUUCUACUGGGGGGUCCCGCCGUACGAUCACAUCAACGCGGUGUACGUGGAAAGGGUUGAACCCGACGGGAAACACACGGUGUUACAGUCUGACGACUUCUUCAGCCACGAGACGUACAUCGCCACCAUCAUUCAGGGGGUAGACGACUUUGAAGUCAGAGACAGCUACAUGUUUGCCACCAGAUCUAUGCUUGCCAACCCAAGGAUUCCCUCGGCUGUCAACCUCACCAGUCUUUGGGUGUCCUACAACAGGGGACCUUUCAACAAAGCUGUGUUCCCUACAGAACUCCCCACUAAGGAGUUUUACAUCCCCGAUGCCUCGGAGCACCAGGUGUUUGUGUGUGUGAAUCACAACCACACCCUGACUAACCUGUACAUCUCAGGAGUACACGGUGUGGACUUCUCUCUGUCACUGGAGAACAUCCUGUACUUCAACCCUGAGACCACGGGAUCUGAGUCUCUUCUCAGAUACUACGUGGAUGAACCGUUUGCGGAUAUCCACAAGGUGGGCGGUAUGCGGGGGAUAUACGUCGCCACGGUCCUCAACUCCACUCAGAUGCUAUCCCGGAACAUGAAGUCCGUUAUCACGUUCGACAAGGGAGGGAUGUGGGAUAACAUCACCGCACCGCUGCAAGACACAGAGGGUCGACCAACUGACUGUACCCCUGGAAAGAACUGUACCCUGCACCUGUCUCAGAAGUACCACCAGCUGGCUCCAGGCUACAGAACUGUCCCCAUACUGUCUAAGGAAUCUGCACCUGGCCUCAUCAUGGCAUCAGGUUCUCUGGGGGACAGCAUCAAGAGCGACUCGGAUGUGUUCUUCUCCAGCAGUGCCGGGGUUAGCUGGGAGAUGGUGCUGAGGGGGAAAUACUUCUUCGCGUUUGGCGACCACGGUGGGCUGGUGGCAGCUGUCAAACAGUUCGAGGAAACCAACACCAUUGAGUACAGCUGGAAUGAGGGUGAGAGCUGGACGACCUACGCGUUCUCGGACACUAAGAUCCGCGUGUACGGCGUGAUGACGGAGCCGGGCGAGACCACGGGAGUCUUCUCCGUCUUCGGUUCCAACCCCCAGCGCCACAGCUGGCUGGUGGUCCAGGUCAACCUCACCAGCAUUCUAGGACCUCCUUGUAACGAAGACGACUACAAGACGUGGAGUCCGGGAGACGAGCAGCCCGGCAGUACGUGUCUCCUGGGGCGGAAGACGGUGUACGAGCGAAGGAUCGCUCACGCCAAGUGCUACAACGGUCGAGACUACGACAGACCCAUCCGCUCGCAGAACUGUACCUGUUCACGCGAAGACUUUGAAUGUGACGAAGGCUACAUGGAGCAACCCAUUUGGCGUCCAUUUGAUCUGGGAUUUCGUCAGCAGCACUUCUGGCUGCAGCGCUGUGUGUUGGACCCUGACAGCGGGAUAGACCCACACCGUAUCCCCUCACCCUGUCCUGAGGGAACCUUCUACAAAAGAACCAAGGGGUACCGUCGGGUUGCAGGUGACACCUGUUCAGGUGGAGACGAGAUCCGUUAUGCACCUGACUUAGUCUCCUGUCCUGUGGGAGAGCAACCAGAGUUUCUCCUGGUAGCGCGUCGGACGGAGAUUAUCCAGUACCUGCUGACCAACGGUCACCACGAGUCGCUGCCGCUACAGAACCUGCGCGGCGCCAUCGCCAUGGACUACGACUACGUCAACAACUGUGUGUACUGGGCAGACAUGAACAUUGACAUCAUUCAGAGGCUGUGUCUGAAUGGCAGCACCGUGCAGGAGACGAUCGUCCAGGGGCGGAUCGAGACGGUGGAGGGCCUGGCCAUCGACUGGAUGAGCGGGAACCUGUACUGGGUUGACGCCGGCAUGAAGAAAAUCGAGAUGUCCAGGCUGGACGGCACCAUGAGACGAGUCCUCACUAACGCCUCUCUGGACAACCCAAGGGCGCUGGUGUUGUGCCCUCAAGAGGGCUACAUGUACUGGACAGACUGGGGCGACAACGCUAAGAUUGUCCGUGCCGACAUGGACGCCAAGAACCGCAACAACAUCAUCACCUCGGACAUCCGCUGGCCGAACGGGCUGGCCGUGGAUUACAGCGGCCGCAUGAUCUACUGGACGGAGGCGUACCACGAUCGUAUCGAAGUGGCGGACCUGGACGGGCGGAACAGACGGGUGCUGAUCAGUCAUGACGUGCCCCAUCCGUACGCCAUUGCUGUGUUCAAGGACAGGAUCUACUGGGAUGACUGGUCAGCUCAGGCCGUGUACAGCGCUAUGAAGUAUGACGGCUCGGACAGGCAGACACUGAUGGACAACCUACCAGGAGUCAUGGACCUCAAGGUGUACCACAAGGAUACACAGACAGGUACAAACGUGUGUGUGAGGAACAAUGGAGGCUGUAGUAACCUGUGUGUGCCCAAACCCGGGUCGGGUCACAAUCGUGCCUGCCUCUGUUCUGACGACGUCAUCAAGGUGGUCCAGCCCAACGGGACGGAGAGGUGUGAGUGUCGGCGACACGAACACAUGGUCAACGGAUACUGCGAGCCUAACAACGGGACCACAUGUCCUGGAGGCCAGUUCACCUGCUCCAACGAACACUGCAUCCCCCAGAGCUGGGUCUGUGACCAUGAUAACGACUGUGGGGACUACAGUGAUGAACAGGACUGCCCACCCAGCACCUGUGACAGUACACAGUUCACCUGUGGUAACGGCCACUGUAUCCCCUCACGCUGGAAAUGUGACCACGAUAAUGAUUGUGGAGACAUGACUGAUGAACAGGACUGUGUGUUCCCCACCUGUGGCCAUGACCAGUUUACCUGUAGCAAUGGGCGGUGCAUCCCUCAGAGGUGGGUUUGCGACUUUGACAACGACUGUCACGACAUGUCAGACGAAGCCCACUGCUCAUUCACAACACCAGCUCCUACAGUGCUGCCCAACUGCACGAGCAGUCAGUUCCAAUGUGCCAACGGACGCUGUAUCUCAGCUAGUUGGAAAUGUGACGGAGACAACGACUGUGGAGACAUGAGUGACGAGCAGGAUUGCGGUGCCCUGACCUGCCGGUGGUUCCAGUUUACCUGUAACAAUGGCCGCUGUGUGUACAACUCCUGGGUGUGUGAUGGGGAGGACGACUGUGGGGAUGGCUCGGAUGAACGGGACUGUGCCACCUCACCGUACCCGACAUCGAUCAUGCCGACUCGUCCUGCCAACUGCACCUCGCUGCAGUUCCAUUGUCAUAACGGGAACUGCGUCAACGAGCGCUGGAAGUGUGACGGGAUCGACGACUGUGGAGACAACUCUGACGAAGCCAACUGUGGAGUUGUGACGGAGGCCCCCCAGACGUGCCGACCGGACCAGUUCCACUGUGACAACGAUGUGUGCAUCUACGCUGGCUGGAGGUGUGACGGGGAUAACGACUGUGGAGACUUCUCCGAUGAAAGAGGCUGUGCGACGACACCACCCCCUCGUCAGAACACCUGUGCACCAAACCAGUUCACCUGCGGGCCUGGCGGGUACUACCGCUGCAUCUGGGAGAGCUGGGUCUGCGACGGAGACAACGACUGCGGAGACAUGAGCGACGAGAGAGACUGCCCCACAACACUCCCCACCACUACGUCUCGCUACGUGCCGCACCAGUGUAACCAUUUCCAGUUCCGGUGUAUCGCUGACGGGCGCUGUAUCCCGAUGGGCUGGCGCUGUGACGGAGCCUGGGACUGUAUCAACGGGACAGACGAGUGGGGCUGUGCUGCCACAGUCGUCCCUACAACCCCCGCCUCACCGCGGUGUUCUGCCAUCCAGUUUGCAUGUGUGGACGGUGAUGGCUGCAUCGCGAGGUACCGAGUGUGUGACGGUCGCAACGACUGCCUGGACCACAGUGACGAGAGAAACUGCUCCCAACACUACCGUGUUAUGGGACUGAAGGUGGACCCGACGGCCACUACUGGACAGGUGCGGCUGGAGUGGCAAGCCGUCACACCUCGACCCACCAGCACAUACUCCUACGUCAUCUACUACAGAGAAUACCCAGGAAGCGAUGACACUCAGAUGACCCAGAAAGACACCCAGUCGGACGGAACAACCUACCUUCUAACUCUGAAGCCAGGCAUUCGGUUCAAGUUCCAAGUGGCAGCAAAAGUGGGAGGCAUCAUCUAUGAAGCGUCUGCACCUGUCUACCAAACAAUACCAGAAGGAGUUCCCUCAGCGCCUCAGAACCUCCACUGCAGUCUGCGCCCACAAUCUCUGGUGAUUGUCGACUGUUCCUGGCAGCAGCCCAGUACCCCUAAUGGUGUCAUCCAGUACUAUCAGGUGGAGUAUGGUACAGACAUUGGCUUUUUGACUGAGCAGAUGAGAGUUAGGCUCCUGAAUGCCACUAUCCAAGACCUCCAGCUGGGUCUGAGAUACUACAUCAGGGUGACAGGCUACACCAGCGUGGGGAGGGGGGCGCCUGCCUCCACCACUGUCGCCACAUCUCCAGCAACCAUUGGUGCUAAACCUACCGCUGUCAGUCUUACUCCUGCCAGAGGUAGCAUCACUGUGAGCUGGACUGCACCAAACGUACCAAGUCAGCAAAUCAAGGGCUACACUAUCUGGUACAAUUCUGCAACUGAAUCCAUUUCUGACAAGAUGAUUGUUGGCGACCGAACUGCAACCAGCGCUACAGUGACGUACCUGUCCCCAGCCACACGGUACACCGUCCAGGUGUCUGCCUUUAACGACGAGGGAGACGGUCCAAAGAGUGACGAGAGGACCACAAUGACCCUCGGGCCAGCUCUGCCACCUGUGGGCCACCUCACUGCCCAGGGGCUGAACACCACCUCUGUCCAGCUCAGCUGGCACCUAGACGGACCCUACACCUAUGGAAUUUAUUACGGCAUGACAGAAACGAUGCUGGAGAGAGAUGGGAUGCAGGCCAACACUACCCAACAGUCCUACAGUGUGACAGGGCUGAAGUCGGACGUCAACUAUCUCUUUAUGGUGAAAAUCGUCCGGCCUCUGCCAGGGCCUCCGUCAUACACAUCAGCAACAACGUGGUUUGAUGACACGCUGCCACCCCACCGUCUGAAAGCUGUCAAUCACACACAGACCACAGUGCUCCUCCAAUGGGAUCCUCCCAGGGACAUGCUAGAACAGGGCUUGCAAUAUGAGAUUGAUGCAACUGAUGAUGAAAAUGCCACCUGGACGUACGCCGCACGAACCAAAACACUGAACGGUGAUCACAUGACGCACAAGGUCACGGACCUGUACCCCGGCCACCACUAUGUCUUCAGUGUCAAGGUGUCCACCCAGAAUGCAAAGCCGUCCAAGCCUUAUCAUGUGACCACAGAUCUUCUCCCAGCACCCAUUGAGUUGAAGGUUUACCCCGAAUCCAGCAACAAACUGCUACUGAUCUGGGAAACAGACAACCUGUACGUCGACAGUGUUGUACUAGAAGCGGGUUUUGAGGUGUUGAUGAAACCAGAAGGCGCGAACACCACAUUCCAGGUGGUCCAGGACUCGGUGACGAAGCACAGGCUCCUCGUAAACGACCUCCUGAGGGGCACUCAGUAUCUCUUCAAGGUUCGAGUGGGCAAAUAUCACGGGCACUACGGAGCCAACUCCACUGUCGAGAGUGGCUACACCUUGGCAACAGGAGGUGACAUCGAGCCGCAAAAGGGUGGAGGUAAAGGCAACCUGGCGGCGAUCCUGGCGCCCACUUUACUGGUUAUCGUGGUCCUGGCCGUGGCGCUUGCCGUGUUCAUCAUCCGCCAUCGCCGCCUGCAGCGCAGCUUCAUGUCCUUCGCCACCAGCCACUACGACACCAGCCGCGGCGAGGCCACCUUCACCACCGGGGAUGACGAUGAUGAAGACUCUCCCAUCAUCAGAGGCUUCUCCGACGACGAGCCAUUGGUGGUGGCAUAGUGAGGGAGGGGACUGGCAGGACCUCCUGGUGAGGUCACAGUCACGCAGUGUUUUCUCUACAAGGUGCAAUCAAUAAUCCACAGAGAUCCUACAUUCUAAUCACCCCCCCCCCUACCACACACACACAAUCCCGAUGUAUGUCAUCUGAUACAGUACAGAUCUCAAAUAACUGAAGGCCUCGAAGUUAACUUUUCUAAUCCUAUUGUCUUAGCACUGUCCCCAAAAUAAAUUUCAGUUGUACCGAAGUGAAGAUGACCUGUCCCAACCUGUUUUUCGGGAAGUAUGUACAGUAUGACUUCAACUUUAUUUUGCUCACGUUUUGACUCCCAGGUGCAAUGAUAUUUGUAGAGAAGGAGCCAAAAGAGGAGACGUGUGCCUGAUAAACAAAAGAAGGGCUGACAUUCUGAUGUCAAUUAUUGUUCUGUUGUCCCAAAGUAUGUCUCAAAGUGUCUUUUUACAAUGUAGUUGUCCCGACCUAAAUUUUAGUGAUCAUUGGCCAUCGGGACACUGUUAAUUUUGAGCCCUGAACUGCCCAUCAAGACAUGACUGUUGUGCAAAUGGCAAAUUGGAGCUAAGUGCAGUUUUUGCUUUUGCACCAGUGUUAACUGCAUGUUACGUGGCUUUGAAGCAGAUUUAAAUCACGGCUUAAAUGCGAUUUUGUGGAGAAAAAAGUUGAAAGCGAGGGAAGGUUCAUCGAGAUCUGUACUGUAGUCUGGUAAAGUUAAGAAGGACAAUAUUAUUUGUACAGCUUUGAAGGACAAGUUUUAUUAUGACACAAGACAAAACUUAUACUGGAAGGGUUUAUUUUUUCCUGAAUGUAAUAUUGUAGGCUGUUCAAAAUGUACAAUUAUGUUGAGGGCAUGGUUACAAUGAAGAAAAUUAAUGUUUGGACUCUUAUACAGCAUUUUACAGAGACUGAUAUUUGGAAAGAAAAAUUUGGCAUAAAAUGGAGCAGAUUGAAAUUCUUUAUGGUGAAGAAAAGUUACUGUAAGGACUUUGAAAGAUUUUGCAACAGUACAUAUUAGUGGGAUGGUAGAAAAUGUAUGACUGUACAUUGUACAUGUAGAGAAAAAAAA